Babesia sp. Xinjiang is the source of this 753-nucleotide messenger RNA. Its product is annotated as Protein lifeguard 1. NCBI's taxonomy places the organism in Eukaryota, Apicomplexa, Aconoidasida, Piroplasmida, Babesiidae. The record is from RefSeq and is a predicted model, not a curated record. The coding region runs from base 1 to 753 and encodes 250 amino acids. The transcript has 4 exons. Gene Ontology annotation, cellular component: membrane.
AUGGCGACAACCGCUGAUGGAAGGGCCGAUGCGGCCAACUAUUACGACCCGGAAAAGAAUGCUACCGGGGACCACUAUUGCUUCUCUGAAACCACUCCUACCUACAUUAGGCAUGAGUUCGUCAAGAAAGUCUUCGCCAUAGUAACCCUGCAGUUGUGUGCAACCUUUGGUUUUCUAGUUCUAUCGUACAAUGUAACCGCCAUGAACACCUUCUUCCGCCACAAUGCCUUCAUUGGAUUGAUAGCGGUUAUCAUCUUCGCAAUCAUCUCUAUCGUCAUUUCAUGCAAGAGGUCAUUGGCACACAACAAGACAGUGGCAACAUCACUGUUAGGAGUGAUGACAGUCUGUAUGGCAUUGUACGUCACCUGUUUCGCCGUCCACUACGCAGGCUUUGAGAUAUGCGUGGCUGCCGGUAUCACUGCCGGGUUAACAUUCGCCAUCACACUCUUCGCAUUUCAGACCACCUAUGACUUUACUGGUCUCAUUAUGUACGUCUUUUGCAUUACAAUUGCCAUGAUGUUUGCCGGAAUAUUGAUCAUGAUUUUCCCAUCACACACCGCUCGUAUUUUCUACAGCGCCGUAGGAGCUGUUCUCGUAUGCAUCUACCUGGUUAUUGAUAUCCAGCUUGCUGUUGGCGGUAAAAAUUACGAAUGGACCGUCGACGAUUACGUCAUCGCCGCCGUAGCCAUCUACUCCGACAUCAUCAACCUAUUCAUUCACAUCCUCAGGAUCUUAGGAAACGCGAGUGACUGA